Messenger RNA from Solea senegalensis (Senegalese sole), 4405 nucleotides. RefSeq names its product frizzled-7-A-like. Gene Ontology annotation, cellular component: plasma membrane. The record is from RefSeq and is a predicted model, not a curated record. The transcript has a single exon. Gene Ontology annotation, biological process: canonical Wnt signaling pathway; non-canonical Wnt signaling pathway. NCBI's taxonomy places the organism in Eukaryota, Metazoa, Chordata, Actinopteri, Pleuronectiformes, Soleidae. Gene Ontology annotation, molecular function: Wnt-protein binding; Wnt receptor activity. Bases 493 to 2199 code for a protein of 568 amino acids.
ACCGGUGGAAUAUGCACAGAGUGAGGAGAGCGAGCCUCUGGACUUCCAACCGCUCUGCAUGUGAACUGACGCGCCGCGUGAAAUCAAGCCGAAAAACGAUAGAAAUAUGUGCCUUUUUUGUUUUAAACUACUCUUGUUUUGCCCCAAAGUAACUACGCCCGAGUGUUGAACACGCUGGAACUAUAUAGGUCAACGUUCUUUUGAGAAAACGGGACUUAAAGUGCUUUUUCCCCCACCGCAAUGGGAGUGAGAGUGUACUACUUGGAGUCACUUACAAAGACCAUCAAGAAGUCAUGACACGACGAACAUUUUACUUGGAUUUAUCGACAUAAAAUACGAGAAAGGGUCGGUCGUCGCGCGUGAAAGUCGAAACAACACAGCUACAAGUUAAGUAUUUCGACAUUUUCUGGAGAAUUUUGUCGCGUUUCAGUCGUUUUUAAGUCGCUCUACUUGGAUCAAAGUUUUUCUUUCCCUCCCCCCUCCUCCUCAACUAUGGCGGCGGCCAGGUCCACCACUGGCUCCGUUCUGCUGCGGAUCAUGUGGCUGGUGUGCGGACUGUGCUUCUCUCAUACUACAGCUCAACAUUACAACAGUGAAAGCGGAAUAUCCGUCCCAGAACACGGGUUUUGCCAACCCAUCUCCAUCCCGCUUUGCACAGACAUCGCCUAUAAUCAGACCAUCAUGCCGAACCUCCUGGGCCACACGAACCAGGAGGACGCGGGGCUCGAGGUGCAUCAGUUCUACCCGCUGGUUAAAGUCCAAUGUUCUGCGGAUCUCAAGUUCUUCCUCUGCUCCAUGUAUGCUCCAGUGUGUACCGUGCUGGAACAGGCCAUCCCCCCUUGUCGGUCCCUGUGUGAGCGGGCUCGGCAGGGAUGUGAAGCCCUGAUGAAUAAAUUCGGCUUCCAGUGGCCGGAGCGGCUCCGCUGCGAGGCUUUCCCCGUCCACGGGGCCGGUGAGAUCUGCGUUGGCCAGAACACAUCCGAACCCAACAGCCCAUCCUCUUCGUCUUCCCCCAAUGCACUCGACCCAGUGACCCUACCCCCAAACAUGGGUCUGCCGAAUCAGCGUCCGCCUUACCCCAUCCAGCCAUACCAGUUCGCCUGUCCUCUGCAGCUGGAGGUGCCGACAUAUUUGGGUUACCGCUUCAUGGGGGUCAAAGACUGUGGGGCGCCAUGUGAGCCCUUUAAACCAACUGGAAUAAUGUAUUUCCGAGAGGACGAGGUGAAAUUCGGCCGGCUGUGGGUUGGUAUCUGGUCCAUUCUGUGCUGCGUGAGCACCUUAUUCACUGUGCUCACAUAUCUAGUGGACAUGAAGAGGUUCAGGUAUCCCGAGAGGCCCAUUAUCUUUCUGUCGGGCUGUUACUUCAUGGUGGCCGUAGCCUACGCUGCUGGGUUUUUCCUGGAGGACCAAGUAGUAUGUGUGGAUAAGUUCAAAGACGACGGGUACAGGACUGUGGCCCAGGGAACCAAAAAGGAGGGCUGCACCAUCCUCUUCAUGGUCCUGUACUUUUUUGGUAUGGCCAGCUCCAUCUGGUGGGUGAUUUUGUCCCUGACUUGGUUCCUCUCUGCUGGGAUGAAAUGGGGCCAUGAGGCAAUUGAAGCCAACUCCCAGUACUUCCACCUGGCUGCAUGGGCUGUCCCAGCCAUUAAAACCAUCACCAUCCUGGCCAUGGGUCAAGUGGAUGGCGACGUCCUCACUGGAGUGUGUUUUGUUGGGAUCUUCAAUGUGGACGCCCUCCGUGGUUUUGUCCUGGCCCCACUUUUCGUCUACCUGUUUAUUGGCACGUCAUUCCUUCUGGCUGGCUUUGUAUCCCUGUUCCGGAUUCGCACAAUCAUGAAGCACGAUGGUACCAAGACGGAGAAGCUGGAGAAGUUGAUGGUGCGGAUUGGCGUGUUUAGUGUGCUCUACACAGUUCCAGCCACUAUUGUGAUAGCCUGUUACUUCUAUGAGCAGGCCUUCAGGGAGCAGUGGGAGCGCACCUGGCACAUGCAGACUUGUAAACGCUUUGCCAUACCGUGUCCAGCUCACAACUUCGCCCCCAUGACCCCGGACUUCACUGUGUUCAUGAUCAAAUACCUGAUGACCAUGAUAGUGGGCAUCACCUCUGGUUUCUGGGUCUGGUCCGGGAAGACCCUUCAGUCUUGGAGUAGGUUCUACAAGCGCCUUAGCAAUGGUAACCAUGGGGAGACAACUGUGUGAAAGUGGAGGCAUAGAGCCAUGGAGUUUUGGAUCAAACAACUACAAAAAUAGCUUUCGCUUUAAAAAACAAAGCAUAAAAAAACAAAAUGCUAUUUUGGACAACUUUUUCAAUUCAAUUUUUGUAUUUUAAGGUCAAGGCUGCAGUUCAGGUUGUUGGGUAAUAACCAAACUUUGAUUUAUAUUCAAUAGUAGUUGGAUGAACUUUCGAUAUAUUUCUUUUUUCCACCAUCAGACAGCCUACACUCAUGGCUUUUGCAUUUUUUGGAUAAUAAAACUGGCGUAAAUGGCCAUACUGGCUCCUGAACUGUAAUGCCAGAUUGGUUAAGUUACUUUUAAUAUGAAAUUUCUCACAUAUUAUUGAUUAUAUUCGUAAUAUUACAAUUUGAAUGUACGUCCUGUCUAUCAAGACUAAUGGGUCAUGUAGUGUGGCCCUCUCUGCAUGUUGCAACAAAAAGGUCACAAUAGUUUUGAUCAUACAGCAGCGCCACACACACACACACACACACACACACACAGGCUGUGAUUUCAUUGAUUGGAGAAGCUGGACCACACAUGUAAAUUUUAGGUUAGCUUACUCUGCUUCUAGACUGUAAUGCAUAAUUUUGUCACAUAUUGCAGAGUACAAUCUCAUCUGGCUUAAUUUGUGGAAUAAUGCACCAGCCCUUCCAUCAGCCAUAUGUGGCUGCCCAGAGAUCAAAACUUUUUUUGUUUGUUUAAUUUUUACUUUGUUUUACCCGACUGAAUAUUUGCUCCUGCGUUGAAUGCUCACAGUGAAGGUGAAUGAAGUUAUGUAUUGGUUUGCACAGCUAUUAAGUGUUACAAAUGACUGAUCCACUACAGGAUGACCUGACUCAAAAGACCCCCACCCCCCACACAUGCAGGCUUCCACACUCUGUAAUGGAGACAGAACAGUUCAUUGUUUGUCUCUGUGUGUGGUCUCUCAGCAGUUGGAUCCCCCACCAAUAAGACUUUUUAAGCUUUUAGCAUCCAAAGCACAGUUUCAAGGAUCCAGUUUUAACCCAGUGGAGUGGAAAUGGUUGCUCAGGAUUUUAAUGUUUUAUCCUGAAUGAAGACUGUACACAUGUUUCAUGCCUGUUCUUAGCCCACUGUUACUUAAUCUGUUACUUUCAUGCAAUUUCACUUGAAGACUGAAACCUUUUAAAUGCAUUUUUGUUAAUGAAUCAUUCUAGUGUCAGUCUUACUCAAGCGUUAACAUUUAUUUUCCUCAUAUAUACGCUGUCUUAUGCGGGGAUAGCAUUUAUGUGGAUGGAGUGCAUGGAGACACGUGGGGGGUAAAAAACAAAUAAUUACAGCUGCACUGACUAUGGCUAUUGAUGUUAUUGGUGCAGAUAAAAAAUUGCCACAGUCUCAAUUAGUUUACAAAUUCAUUAGAAUAUUUUUAAAUGUUACAGGAAACGGUUAAUACAAUCGCAGGGAAUCAGCCAACUAAAUGCUCUUACCAGCACAUUGUGUUUCAGGGCUAUCCAAGGAUGUUCAUUAAGUUUUGGUACCCGAGCCAUUUUUUGCAACUUCAUUGGAAUCACAGGUUUUUUAACUCAGUUUUUUAAAGGCUUUUAAACUGAACCAGAAAAUCUCGGUUUAUUUCAAAGGAAACCAUGUUUGUCAGCUACAAGAUAUAUGUGCUGGAAGCUUUUUGUUUCUUUACAUACAGUGUGUUACAUAAUGAAUGAAUGGAAAGAUGCUGCAGCUUUGGGGAACACCUCAAAACAGUUUGACCGUAUAGACAUGGUACUUUGUAACCUCUAAAGCUGUGUCCUAUACCCAUGAGUACUAAAACUACAAACACACUAUGUGCAAGUCCUCAGUGUAUACUAUUAAAGCAGUUUGUAUACAAGAAUGUCACAUAUCCCAUGUGAAUGUACUACAUACCUCAAGCCCCUGGUAAAACAUCCAUCUGUCACCCAUUGUGCUUUACUUAACAAGGCACACACAUUUUGUGAGCCAAAAUCUGCCAGUGUCCAUGACACCAGACUGACCUGUUUGUGUUGUACUGUUUUCAGAAGGAAUAUGAGUGUGUUUGUGUGUAUUUUUUAUCAGAGCAUAUGCAACCUACCAAGUAAACACAGACUGUUUUUCUAUAGGCAUAUUGUAUUUAUGGGGAUUCUCAUUUUUGUCUUUACUUGUUUUUUAUCGAGAUAAGCCUCUUGUACGUGUACAGUUUGAAUAAAAGUGUUAAAGUUUGUAA